UUUUUCACUUUCUCUCUCUCUUUCUUUGCCACCCACUCUUUACCUCUCUUUUACUGUGGUAGUUAGAAUAUUUACGUGAAAUGAAAACUGAAAUUGCUGUUAUAGCAUGAGGGGUGGAGACAGAGGGAGAGGAGAGGCACAAAUAGAGCAGACAGAGGAAAUCUCUCCAGUCUGGAUCACAGCAGGCACAUCAAGAUGCAGUGUCCUCGAGAACAGGAUGCUCUAAUCCCUCAGCCCCGUGGGAAUUUACCUAAGCUCUGUGCUGCGGUUCCAGUUGCCGUAACUAUAGGAUGCAUGCUUUUAUUCUCUCCUGAGAAGUUGCUUGGCUGGAUUGCCAUGGCAGUACUCAUGCUGACUGUUGGCCCUUUGCUACAUGGGCUCUGUCUGCUGGCAGAGGAGCUGAUAUAUCAUUCAAACACAAGAUAUCGAGGACAAGGGAUGCUGAGCCACAUGCUCCCUGCCUGUGGUUUGUGGGGCAAGACCCUGCUCGCUGCUGGUGUGGCAAGCCUAAUGCUGUACCUGGCUGGACAUCAUCUACCACACAAAGGCAACAUCUGGGAACUCCUUGUCCUUGUGUUUGUCCUUUACCCACUGUUGAAAGUCUCUGGAGUCCUGGGUCCGUCGGCGGUGGAGGUGUCAGACAUCUGCGAGGGGAGGAAGAAGAACGUAGCCCACGGCCUUGCCUGGUCCUUCUACCUGGGAUACCUGCGACUGGUGCUGCCACAUUUGGAGCAGUCCAUCGCAGCGUUUUGUGCCACACACCAGUUAAACAACAUCAGUUGGGGUCGUGGCUCCAGGAAGCUCCUCAUCCUCAUCCCUCUCAAUGCCAACAUUUCCCAUAAGCUGGAGGACGAGGAUGAAAACAUCCAAUUCUAUGACAACCUACCAAACAAUGAGAUUGACAGGGCAGGAGUCCGGGGGCGGGUCUACAAGCACAGUGUGUACCGCAUAAUGGAUGAGAAUAGGAAGGUCCAUGAGUGUGUGGUGGAGUAUGCGACGCCUCUGCUGACGCUGUACAACAUGUCCCAGGAGAGCAGCGCUGGUUUUGGGGAGCCUGAGCGCAGACAGCAGGUUCUGCUCUUCUUCAGGACCCUGCAGGACAUCCUGGAGCACUCGCUGGAGUGUCGCAACCGCUACAAGCUCAUCCUGCUCAAUGAUGAGCAGGAGGAUGACCCUCACUUCCUGUCCAAGGCCAUCCUCAGACACUUGGAGCAGCAGGAGAGAGAGGAGUUCUGUCUUACACCAAAUCCUCAGCAAGAGAGGGCACACCCAUUUGUGGGCAAUGCAGAUACUAAUAAUGGUGAAGUGAUGAGCAGAGACCCCACGCUCAUGAUCAGCCUGGAGCAACCUCAGCCUCUGAGGGUACCCACGGAGGACACUUACUAAGUCAGCAGACAAAGAUGAAGACCAGCUCUAUGGAGGACCAGAAGAGCCACGUGCAUCAAAAUAAAGAAUUUUGUGCUUCAUUAAUAAAUUUGUCCAAAUAAUAUGCAUUUUAUAUUUAAUUUUUAAAUAAUUUUAUUAAUUUAAAAAUCACUAAAAUAAUUUAUUAUUCAAUAUAUAAAUCAUUAUUUCAAAAUCCCAAAUCUAAUCUAUUUGCUAAUAAAAUAGCGAAUUCACGAGCUAACAGGAACGGAAAAAUGCAGGGAGGAAAUGGAUUGGAAAAUGUCAGUAAAGUAAAUCUGUCUUAUUUAAAUUGCAUUUUAAAACUCUCUUUUUUAAUUUGGAAAUUGAAAACGGUUUUUGAAAUGAGGUUUUUAUUUCGAGUUUUUAUUAAGUAUUUAUUAAAGGAUUCAUUUUGAAAUAUUGAUUUUUAUUUUAAAUCUCCAAAAGUUGAAUCUGUUCAUCUGGACGUAGCGUUUUGUGGGAGAAACGUUUCGUCACUCAUCCAGGUGACUUCUUCAGUCUCAGCUGACUGCAGGUUUCCCCAAAUCUUAUAAUCAGUACAUUUGCAUGAUGACUGAAACCAGCCCACUGAAGGAACAAUGGGCUGGGAGGUCAGUUCCUUAAUCUUAAUUAUGCAAUUUUAUACUUGUACCUUUAUUUUAAAUUAAAUUAUUAAAUCAUAAAUUACUUUAGUAAUAUUUAAAGAAAUAAAACAAUUAUAAAAUGAAUUCCUAAAUGGAUUUCCUAAUGCAUAUUUUAUUGCACAAUUCAUUACUGAAGCACAAAAUCCUUUAUUUCAAUGUUCGUGGCUCUUCGGGUCCUCCAUGAGGCUCAGCCUCCGUCACUGUGUGCUAACUCUGCAAAAUGAUCAUUUCGUAUAUUCCUAUACGAAUAUACGUAUAGGAUAUUCAUAUAUUAUUUAAAAUAAUGGAUUCAAUUUAUAGCUUGUUGGAGUUUCUUAUAUAGAUUCUUUUUUUUACAUUUUAUUUUGAAAGUACCUUUUGUGCAUCCACAUUAUAGAAUAAUUCAAAUUCUCCAAGAAUUGGCACCAGUCCGUUGCGGGGCUAUCACACAGAGACAGACAACCAAUCACACUCAGGGGCUAAUUUGGAUUCACCAGUCAAAGUGUCGUCUGUGGACUGUGGGAGGAGAGAGGGAGAACGUGCAAACUCGCACACAAAUCUUGCUGUGGAGCGACAGCGCUAACCUCCACCACCGUGCCACCCAAUGCAAAGACAAAUGGUGAUUAAAUGAUCAUUCAAAAUAAACCAGUCUGGCAUGAUUCAUUUGUUCCAGCUGUUAAAACUGUUAAUUAAAAUGUAUAAUUAAUAAUAAUUUGAAACAUGUUGAGAUAAUUAAAACAACUAGCAUGUUCUCAGAUGUCAGGCUAGCACUGCCGUAAACAUGAGACUUUUAUUGUGAAGUUAAAAAUUAACAUUGUAAAAAGGAUAUUUCAGCAUACAGAGGAUCCAAAGGUGUUCUUUAAAGCAGGAGGAAAAGGUCAGUAGCUCUCUUAAAUAUGGCUAAAAACAGCCAAAUUCAGCUCAUCUGUGGGCUGCUACACCUUCCAUGAACGAUCUGUAAAACUAGGAAAGCAUUGAUUUAUCAUCAAAAUCUUUCUUUCAUUUAGAAAAUUAUAUCAGUGCUCUCACAACCAAAGACAAAGGUUAAUGUAGGUGUCCAAGUAAAAGUCUGAAGUGAAUAGUAUUUGCAAAAGUCAGGUGGCGCAUCUAAAAGAACUAGAAUCAUCUAUCAGCCUUCUUAAUUUAUUUCAAAGAUGCUAGUUUAUGGAAUAAAUCCCUGCAGUUUUUUAAGCUGAAAUUUUAAUUACAGUUAUUCAAUUAUUCAUUCAUUUACACUAAAACAUGCUUGUGCAACAUGUUCAUGUCUAUGUACUAAACUCAAUAUUAAAUCAAUACAGCUUUACAAGAUUUUUGUUAGGUAAUAUUCUGGAAUAACUAUCAUUAAUAAAUGGACACUGAUAGUUAAUUAACUGUGAAUCAACACUGUUAAACAAUGAAUGUAAUAAUAAUGAAUGUACUAUUCCAUAUAUGGUUUUUAAUAACGGUUUUUGUAAAGGUGCAAAUGAUGUCUGUAAAAUGAUAAAUCUGUAAACUUUAUUUGGAUUGCUAUUAUAAAGUUAUUACGGUUUAACCGAUGUUUAUAAUUCCAGUUAACAUGCGUGCGGUAUGAAUGUGGACGAUGUUGCUGUGAGUCACAAGACUGAAACUGCAGGUUUUCUUCUUUUUUAUUUUACUGUUUAGUUUAGUUUUCCCGUUAGCUUUCCUUCUGCCUUUGCUGUCAGUUUAGCUUUGUUAACGCAGGAAAGUUCUUAUUGUGAAGUAAAAUUAGAGUUAAGUCAAAUUUGGGAUUGUAAUGGUCAAACCCAUGGCCACACUCUAAAAGUCCGUAACUCCUAUGUAUUUUUAUUGUUUCAUCUGAACACAAUAACACACUUUAGUUUCCAAUAAGUUUAUUGAUUGGUUUGGAUACAUUUGUUCUAUUUGUAAGCGUGCACAUUUACUUUACUUAUGUAUUCAUACCAGUUCAUUACUUUGUUUGAUCUUUGACUAACCGUUGCUUCUUCUGACUAACCUGCCAUGAUCCCUGGGAGUUGGUGUUUUUGUGCUUUAUGAUUGUGUUUUGCUUAGUUACCCCUCGUGUGUCAUAGUGGUCUGAUCAGCCAUUAUCUAUACCUUUGUGUGUCAUUUCCUGUUUAGGUCAGUUAUGUCUGUCUGGGCAGUCAUUUGGUUUGUUAAGGUUGCAGUUCUCUGCCUGAGUUUAGUUUUGUUUCUUUGACCUCUUUUAUGAGCUCAACAUUUAUUACUUUUGUAAAUAUA
Molecule: messenger RNA, 4226 nt
Organism: Pelmatolapia mariae (spotted tilapia)
Lineage: Eukaryota; Metazoa; Chordata; Actinopteri; Cichliformes; Cichlidae
Gene: sting1
Product: stimulator of interferon response cGAMP interactor 1
Exons: 7
Coding region: 196-1386 (396 amino acids)
Biological process (GO): reticulophagy; autophagosome assembly; activation of innate immune response
Cellular component (GO): endoplasmic reticulum membrane; autophagosome
Molecular function (GO): cyclic-di-GMP binding; 2',3'-cyclic GMP-AMP binding
Source: RefSeq, a predicted model, not a curated record